This is a messenger RNA of Gossypium raimondii (Peruvian cotton), 961 nucleotides long. RefSeq lists its product as uncharacterized. The transcript has 4 exons. Gene Ontology annotation, biological process: snRNA export from nucleus. The record is from RefSeq and is a predicted model, not a curated record. Lineage: Eukaryota; Viridiplantae; Streptophyta; Magnoliopsida; Malvales; Malvaceae. The coding region runs from base 131 to 877 and encodes 248 amino acids.
CGCCCUACUCUUAAACUCGAAUGAAUGGACCAUCUCCGCCGACGAACUUCAUAGUGUUUCAAUCAACUCUCAAUUCAAAAAGGGUUAUUAAGUAAAAUUUUGGGUCUUUUUUUUUUGGCUUGAAAAUUUUAUGGAGAAAUGCGAGAGCAUAUUGGAAGCGAUCUGCGAAGAGGAUGAUUUAGGAGAUGGGGGAGAUGUGGAGAUGCUUGAUGUAGAAGAAGGGGAGCUCGUGGAUGGUAACUCCGUAAAUGAUCGAGACAAAAGCGGCUUCGCAGAUGUUAAUGGUGAAAAUCAAGGGUCCCAAAGUAAAAAUAAGAAGCGGAGAAGUAAUAAGAAGAAGAACAAGAAAAAAAAGAGUGGUUCAGGACCUAAACCUUUGGAUAUUAACAGGUUUGUGUUAGAUACUUGUAGACGGUUAAAAGAGAAGAAGUCAUACAUGGUGUACACUGCUGUGGGAUGUUUGGGGAUUUCUGCACUGAGUGAUCUUGUUAAAGAGGUGGAUGCAAUUCAAUCUUGUGGAGGUCAGAUGACUGCUGAUGGCCGACGAUGUCGGACAGGUGGUGGCAUAUUAUGGAAUAUCAUAAAAGCACGAGAACCAGCUGCUUAUCGAGAAAUAAUGAAAAAGGCCAAGGAAUUUGAGAAGCACUUUAAGCAACAAUAUGUCAGACAAGCACCAGCACAGAGCAAAGAGAUCUCUUCUCAAGAAACUACACGCUCGAAUGGAACUGCAGCAAGUGUUCCACAAGAUGCUGGACUUAUUCCUAAUGACCCGACAGAAGAGUUCAGUGCCGAAGGAACACGCAAAUCUGUUCAUGAAAGAAUUAGGGUCCCUGUUUCAUAUGAAGACCUUCUAGGAGAGGAUUCAAAAGACCAUUAAUUUGAGCAUUUUCAAAAUAUUGAAACUUUGCUUGGCAUCAAUUUUGCAUGUAUAGAUUUGUUGAUAAAAAGGGGUUUUACAUUA